AUGUCUUUGGCAGACCGCAUCAAAGCAGCAGCAGCAGGUCAAGGGUACUUGGGGGCCCCUGGGGGCCCCGGGGGCCCCUUCGCUUUGCUGCCCCCCGACUUCACCUUCGGGGGCGCGGGGCUGCAGCACUUGGGGCCCCUGGGGCCCCUGGGGGCCCUGGGGGCCCUGGGGCCCCUGGGGCCCCUGGGGGCCCCCCUGCAGGGGGCCCCCCUGGGGCCCCUGCAGGCGCUGCUGCAGCAGCAGCCCCCCCCCGAGGAGGGGCCCCCCGAGGGGGGCCCCCCCGAGGGGGUAUCUGAGGAGGCCCUGGACGACAGCACUUACGGGGAAGACCUUUUCUGGGGCCCCGGGGGGGCCCCCUUGGGGGCCCCCCCGGGGCCCCCCAUGGGGGCCCCCGAGGGGGGCCCCCAGGGGGCCCCCGAGGAGUGGGGGGGCCCCCUGCUGGCAGCUGGGGCUGAAGAAAGGCGCCUAGCUGAUGAGAAGUACCCUCGGCUUGGGUCUCCCCCAAGGGGGGCCCCCCGGGGCCUGGGCCUGGGGGGGGCCCCCAGCCCAGUACCCUACAACGGGGAGGCCCUCAUGGGGCCCCAGCUGCAGCAGCAGCAGCAGCAGCAGCAGCAGCAGCAGGCGGAGCAGCAGCAGGACGAACUGCAAAGUGUGUACGGCCCGGCGCUGCCAAACGCAGGGAAUGCCCCACUAAAAGAGUACCUGGGGGCCCCCACGGGGGCCCCCAGUGCUGUGGGGGCCCCUGUUUGGGGGGCCCCCCGGUCAGUGCCUGGGAGUGUUGUGGGUUUAGGGUCUUGGGGGGGUGAGUCCCUGGGGCGGGGGCCCCCCCAGGGGGCCCCCCAAGGGGCCCCCCAGGGGGCCCCCCAGGGGGGCCCCCCGGGGGCCCCCCAGGGGUCCCCCCAGAGCCCAGCCCGGGGCCCCUCCCAGGGCGGGGCUGCCGCUUCCCAGGGCCAGGCGCUUCCCCAGGGGGGCCCCCAGGGGCCCCACCAGGGGGGCCCCCAGGGGCCCCACCAGGGGGGCCCCCAGGGGGGCCCCCAGGGGGGCCCCCAGGGGCCCCUGCCGUACGGGCCGAGGGGCCCCAGGGCCCCUCAUGAGUUCUACGCAGAGAGCAAAAGGGCCCCCCAGGUCAGGGGCCUGCGGUGGUCGCCGGACCCGCGGGUGCUGCAGCCGGAGCUGCUGAAGGAGUUGGUGAGGGAAACUGUGCCCCCGGAGCUUUCCAAAGAAAGGGCGCUCUGGAGGGACGCGUACGGCUUCAACAAAGAAGUUAUAGUGACAAGUGCUGCCAGGCGGGGCGGGCGAAUGCGAAUAAUGUUUUUGGACGUUUUGGGCGCAGGAGGCAUAGGCGUGGUUUUGUCGGCAGUGGACCUCUCCAGCAAGCGGCGGAUAGCAGUCAAAGUCUGCAGGCUGCGCAGCCGCAGCAGAAGGGGCCCCCAGUAUGACCAAGACGUGCUGAAGCGGAGAGUGCAGCAGGAGAUUUCGCUGUGGAAAUACGUGCCCCCGGCCCUCGACGUGCAGCAGUGGUUAGGGUUUAGGGUUUAG
Eimeria necatrix is the source of this 1539-nucleotide messenger RNA. RefSeq names its product Rhoptry kinase family protein ROP21, putative. Bases 1 to 1539 code for a protein of 512 amino acids. Lineage: Eukaryota; Apicomplexa; Conoidasida; Eucoccidiorida; Eimeriidae. The record is from RefSeq and is a predicted model, not a curated record. The transcript has 4 exons.